GUAGCAAGUGGAUCUUGUAUUGUUAUAUAUACGCUUUUCAAGAGGAUAUUUUGUUGAAACAUACUACUAUUGAAAGUUUUACUUAAAUUUAGUAGUGUUAUGUGUUCUGGUGCUAAUGAAUUAUAGAGUGUAUUCAAUUUAUUACAAGACGGUCUUGGAGUGCGGCGACACUCGAAUGUGGAUUGUUCAAUGGUUCCAUGAACGUGAAUCAGUGGGCUCCACAUCUAGACAGCAGUUUUAAAGUCUUAUAUAAUUCUUGAGCUGCAUUCCGUUCCGUGUCUCAAGCUAUUGUAAGAUGGAAAUUUAUCAGCUGAUAACUAGAUAUGAAUUAUUGAAUGGAAAGAAAUGGUUACCAAAUUCCUUUUAUAACGAAGCCCUUGACAAACUCGGCUAUACAAAGGCGCUUUUGGAGGAAAGGGUCAAAAUAUAUGACAAUGCAGCCGAAUGUUUGACCUGGGUAAAGAAUAGAAACUAUGCAGAAAAAAUAAAUGUUAUUGUUCCAGGAAGUCGUGGUGAAGGGAUGGCAGUUUCAUGGAAAAGUGAUUUAGAUAUGAUGCUUGUUCAGCCAGCAGUUAAAUGUUUUGAAAUUUAUCCGACAGAUUCCAAAGCAGUUGAAAACUGCGAAGCAACUUUUGAACUUGAUUUAGAUGAUGUUCCCGAAGGAUAUACAAAAUUAAAUUUAAAACAUGUUAAAUGGUCCAGAGAAUAUAGAAAUCUCACAUCUAGAAUUAUGGUUUCAUUGACGGAAAACGAUUAUUUGAAAAAUGGCCAAAGACUGAUUGAAGCGGCAGAGUAUGGUCGCAAACAUGUUAAAGUAGAAGGUUGGCUCAGCAAAAAUCACCGAUUCGAUGAUGUAACCGGACCUGCACAGCCACGCCUAUUUCCACUUCCAUUUACUAACAAUUAUUUGUCUAUAGACUAUGUCCAAGCAUUUCCCUGUGCGUACCCAUCGCUAUUAGACGAUUGGAGUAAACGACAGAGACAAAAUAUCUGGCCUAGUUCAGAUGACCUGAAUGCAGUAAAAGAAACAGAUGUAUUUGUUGUAUCUGUUGGGCUGUCCGGCAGUAAAGAGGAGAACUUGCAAUGGAGAAUUUCUUUAACACUUGCAGAGAGAUCGCUGGUACGCUCAUUCAAUGACACGCAGAUAAAGGUGUAUGCAGCAAUGAAAAUGCUGGUGAAACAUGAACUGAAACAAAUAUGUGCUAAUAUCACUUCAUACAUAGUGAAAAAUGUUAUCUUCUGGGUGUUUGAAAAGAGAUCGGGCACCUUUCACAGACACGAAUUCGUUGAGAUUUUAUUGGAGACACUGAUAUAUUUGAAAGAUUGUAUAGCUUUGGGAUGCCUUCCAAAUUACAUGAUGCCGUCUAGGAAUUUGCUACGAGGAAAGGUAUCACAAGAGGAAGCAUACAAUUUGAAAGAGCAUCUCAGUAUUUUGAUUACAGAAGAUUCAACUGUUCUACUUCGUUGCCCUUUGGUAUACAAAAUGGCAGAACUAUCGAUUGAUGCUCUUAAAGAAAGGCUGUUGUUUAGGGAACUGUCGGACAAGUUAUUUCUUGCAGUCUAUGCUGUACCACCGCAUAUAUUUGGCAAAAUUGAACAUUUACUUCAUUUGGCACAGAACCACGAUGAAUUUAUUCAGACGUAUGUUAAACAUGCGUUACCAGUAAUAAGAGAGACAAAUCCCUUCGGUGUAUUCACUCUUUUGAAAACAAUGGCGGACGAGGAAAUCAAAAGUCGAAUGUUUAAAGGAUUUGAGCGUGGCUAUGAUAACAUUUGGAUGGAUUAAGAACUAUAAUAGAUAAAUAAGACAAUUCAUACAUUUGAGAAAACUCUGCAGACCCAGUCGAACAAAACGUUUGUCGUUUACACACAUGCCACCAUUACAUGGUAGUUAAAGAUAACUGUGUUGUAUAUAUGUAAACAGAGUUCAAACAGAUGUGACAUAGUAAGCAUGUUUCUACUUAUACUGUGAAUUUGAAAGUAACUAAGGAGAAUAGUUAUUGUAAAACAAUACGGAUAUUGCUUCCCGUUCGGUUUACUCAAGAAAGGGAAAUGAGAGUAAGAAUAGCUUAAAUGUGUUUUUCUUACAAUAGCGUAUAUUUGUUGUAUCUGUUGGGCUGUCCGGCAGUAAAGAGGAGAAUUUGCAACGGAGAAUUUCUUUAACACUUGCAGAGAGAUCGCUGGUACGCUCAUUCAAUGACACGCAGAUAAAGGUGUAUGCAGCAAUGAAAAUGCUGGUGAAACAUGAACUGAAACAAAUAUGUGCUAAUAUCACUUCAUACAUAGUGAAAAAUGUUAUCUUCUGGGUGUUUGAAAAGAGAUCGGGCACAUUUCACAGACACGAAUUCGUUGAGAUUUUAUUGGAGACACUGAUAUAUUUGAAAGAUUGUAUAGCUUUGGGAUGCCUUCCAAAUUACAUGAUGCCGUCUAGGAAUUUGCUACGAGGAAAGGUAUCACAAGAGGAAGCAUACAAUUUGAAAGAGCAUCUCAGUAUUUUGAUUACAGAAGAUUCAACUGUUCUACUUCGUUGCCCUUGGUAUACAAAAUGGCAGACCUAUCGAUUGAUGCUCUUAAAGAAAGGCUGUUGUUUAGGGAACUGUCGGACAAGUUAUUUCUUGCAGUCUAUGCUGUACCACCGCAUAUAUUUGGCAAAAUUGAACAUUUGCUUCAUUUGGCACAGAACCACGAUGAAUUUAUUCAGACGUAUGUUAAACAUGCGUUACCAGUAAUAAGAGAGACAAAUCCCUUCGGUGUAUUCACUCUUUUGAAAACAAUGGCGGACGAGGAAAUCAAAGUCGAAUGUUUAAAGGAUUUGAGCGUGGUUAUGAUAACAUUUGGAUGGAUUAAGAGCUAUAAUAGAUAAAUAAGACAAUUCAUACAUUUGAGAAAACUCUGCAGACCCAGUCGAACA
This is a messenger RNA of Mercenaria mercenaria, 2911 nucleotides long. RefSeq lists its product as uncharacterized. The record is from RefSeq and is a predicted model, not a curated record. Lineage: Eukaryota; Metazoa; Mollusca; Bivalvia; Venerida; Veneridae. Bases 296 to 1786 code for a protein of 496 amino acids. The transcript is spliced from 2 exons.